Messenger RNA from Coprinopsis cinerea okayama7#130, 1566 nucleotides. RefSeq lists its product as hypothetical. NCBI's taxonomy places the organism in Eukaryota, Fungi, Basidiomycota, Agaricomycetes, Agaricales, Psathyrellaceae. The record is from RefSeq and is a predicted model, not a curated record. The transcript is spliced from 2 exons. Bases 1 to 1566 code for a protein of 521 amino acids.
AUGCAUCCAGUUCUCGAAAGUCAGGACAUCCAGAAAGAGAUCUUCCGGCACCUCCAAGUCGAUGGCGAAUCACGAUGGCAGGAUGUCGAGGAGAGGAAGUUGCAGAGACAGACCCUUCUGAACGCAGCCUUGAGCGGACGUACAUUCAAGGAACAGGCGCUUGCCGCUCUUUGGUAUUGCCUCACGGACAUCUAUUGUUUGUUAAAACUCAUUCCUGCUUCGUGUCAACUCCACGUCCAACCCUUUGGAGUGUCAGAAUGGGUCUUGAUGGAGCCUCUAAAGGAUGAAUCCUUCACUCGACUCAAUGUUUACGCUCCCCUCGUUCGCCAUCUGUGCUAUACCGAACCCCACGACAUCAAUCCCACUACGAUCACGCAGCUUUCCGACUUUCUGCAGGGAAAACCCCUGCUUCCUAAUCUCAAGUUCCUUUUGGCGUGGCCCACGCGCUCGAAUGAGGCCAUCCUGUUCCUAUCGCCUUCUCUCAGAAGGAUAUACGUCAACCACCCCUGGACAGACGUCGACGCGCUCUCUCCUGCAGCCUGGCACUUCAUCGCGACGAUCCCACAACGUGCACCUUUUGUCGACGACCUGGAGAUCUUAGCAUAUGCCCCGCAGUCUUCUUGGGAACGAUUGGCUUCUUUAAAGCACCUCAGGUGGCUCCAAGUAGUAUUGCCACGCAACGAGGGUCUCGACAUAUUCGCCGUUUUCGACCAAUUGGGACGGAUACCCACAUUGGAGCUUUUCCAUAUCGUCUCGACAGGACCUGGCGUAAUUUCCCGGCCACGAAAGCCCGUCGAACCCGUCGGCGUACGGUGGGCAUUUCCCGUGCUUCAAGAUUUCAGUUUCAUUGGGGGAUUGCGCGAGAUGACCGAGUUGUUGAAGCGAACCCGAUCGGAGAGGGUAUUGAAAGUGGCCUAUGGCUACGCGUAUCGAUCGACGGAUGAACCAAACGAUGCACAAGAGCGCGAGGAGUGGGACGCAGUUAUUACUUCUCUCGUUCGCCAAUACCCCACUACUUGCACUGACCUAUUAUUCUUCGAUGAAACGGCACCCGACCAGGCAUUGAGUCCCACGAUCGACGUUCGUUCACUGCGUCUUCUCGAAGGCCUUUCCAAUCUCACUUACCUCAGCUUCGAGGGUAUUCCUUGCUUGAACAUCACUGACAGAGAUGUGGAUUCAAUGGCCAGGGCGUGGCCUCGACUGGUCACAUUUUCCCUUUCGAGCAUCAACGGAAGUGAGCCCAAUGGCGACCUUUCCCUCGCCUCCAUGCACUCGCUCGCCAGACAUUGCCCGAAGCUGAAGAACCUCUCCCUCGGCGUCCAACAUGCGACAAUGCCCAGAGAUCACCAGCACAACACCUUGGACAGUCCGAGUCAACUCGAGGAGUUUCUAUUUGCAUCUCGGAUUGUUGGGAGUGCGGAGGAAUUGGCGUUGAGCGUCAGGAUGAUAUUUCCUCGCUUGAAGAAGAUUUCCUCCUGGGACACUAAAUGCCAUGGAUAUUUGGGGGGAUGGAAUGCAUUCAAGGGACAUUGCGAAGACAUGGUGGCGGAAUACUUGGCUCGGUGA